CCGUCAUCCAUUCAACCGCAAACAAUCAAUCAGAUGAUCCAACCGCCACGAUCUCGUCGCCGGCAUCAAUUUAUCUCCACGCGUACCUGAAUUAAUAGAUUACAACUGCAGAGAGGGGGGUGGACGUAUAGUCUUAUGAGCAUAAUACAGUUGAAAACUGCGUCUUCCUGAUCGUCCCAAAGCUCCACCGCCAACUCCUCUAGCUUAUCUCCGCUGGAACAACAACCACCACAGGAUGACGUCUCCUAACCAGUCCGGGGAUACCAACUUUACAGUUUUCAUACGCCUCCCUUUUCCUCGGGGCGAUUUUGUGGAUCCUCCACCUGCUGAGUGGAACGCAGCGAAGGACCAGGCUCUGUGGGACCUACUAUCGCGGCCCUCUAAGGGUGAUGAUAUAGACUGUAUAGCGGAACGAUUCGAUGUAACUCUCCAGUUUCUCCUUCAACAAGCAGCAUGGCUGUAUGAUCGGCAAUUAUCACAGGUCCGCUGGCAGAUGCGCAAGGUGGGCACCACACAGUCGAGUUCUCCGUCCCCUGCUCCUGGUUCUGUAUCGGGAAGCACAGCGCUCGGCGGCCAAUCAGCCAAGGGUGGUCCUGGUGCAGCCCCACGAGUCCCCAGUCGUCUAUCCUCACAUCAAAAAGAUACACUCCCUCAACGAGGCCCGCCGCCACGUCGGACAAGCUCGGCAACUACAGUAAACCAAAUCAAAAUUUCGAGGGAAUCGCCCCGCACUGAAACCCCCGUGGAGCUCAAAGAUCCACGCUGGGAAAGCGUCAACCGGCGUUCAUCAGCAAGCAAGCGGGACCAUGCUCCAGUUCCAUCGGCACCAGUUCACAAAUCACCCGUCCUUCAGGAAGAAGACUUUAGUUCAAGCUCAGCCUCAUCAUCCUCGUCAGACGAAGACGACGGUCUGGCCAGUAGACGAGGACUACGAUUCCGACGAUUCGGCAAGUUCUCCACACAUCAACCUGGUCUUCGUGAUGACGAAGAAGACGAGGAUGAAUCACCCGCAUUUCUUCCGCUUUCCCGGGCCCAGCCUGAAGCUGCACGAGACCCGUCAGCGCAGGACCUCAAUGCAACUCUCCGGUUGCAAGGUGAAGAUCACGCGGGAGCACGACGCCGCACGUCAGAGCAGAGUCCGAUUCCAAGGGCAUCGGUUACGACCGAAUCAUCGACAAGCUCUACUAGUUCAGGGGCUCCAGUUACAGUGCCACGUCGGGGAGUGAAUAGUAUUCCAUCACCGUUGAGUUCAUCACGGAGGGGAGAGCUGGCCCAUCUCAGUCCCCGGAGGUUGAAUGCUUCUGGGAGGGAUGCGAGUGAUGGUACACCGAGUAUGGGAAGUAGCUACAGUGAUCUUGAUGGUGAGUCUCUGCUUUCUGUUUCAUUCUUAGCCCCGUUUUGGCUAACAACGACAUUGGUAGACGCAAGUGUUACGCAGUCGGCACUUGAGGAGGCUCUCCUGAGUAAUAUGCAACAUGGUGGUAUGGCGAGUCGCAUGAGUACGAUCAGUCAGGCGUUACGGAGUCGGUAUUUGUGAAGGUUGGUUUGUUACUCAGUCUAAAUAUUUGGUUUCGAGAAACCCACCC
Aspergillus caelatus is the source of this 1586-nucleotide messenger RNA. Its product is annotated as multidomain presynaptic cytomatrix related protein. Gene Ontology annotation, biological process: autophagosome assembly. The coding region runs from base 236 to 1537 and encodes 433 amino acids. The transcript has 5 exons. The record is from RefSeq and is a predicted model, not a curated record. NCBI's taxonomy places the organism in Eukaryota, Fungi, Ascomycota, Eurotiomycetes, Eurotiales, Aspergillaceae. Gene Ontology annotation, cellular component: phagophore assembly site.